CCAGCAGAGCGCACCCUUGCGUUAUUUUUUUGUUCGGUCAUGGCAACCGUGUUUCAUUGACUCAUUCUCUGCACCGAUUCCGUUCCGAGACACGCCACGCACAAACACGCGCAGAUUCACGAGGAAUGAGCCGAAAACGCACACGAUCUUCCGCUGUGUUCAUGUCAUCCUUUUAAACGGGUUUCACUGAGUCUGAUCUAGGCUACAGGACAUCUACAGUGUGAUCGGACUGAUCGGAUGUUCAGCUCGCUGUGAUUAUCAUGGCUGCGUCUGAAUUAUAUACAAAGUAUGCACGGGUUUGGAUCCCGGAUCCAGAGGAAGUUUGGAAAUCAGCAGAGCUCAACAAGGACUACAGACAAGGAGAUGGAGUUCUGCAGCUUCAGCUUGAGGAUGGGAAGGAACUGGAGUACAAAUUGGACCCCAAGACAAACAACCUGCCGCAUCUGCGUAAUCCAGAUAUCCUGGUGGGAGAGAACGACCUGACGGCUCUCAGUUACCUGCACGAGCCUGCUGUCUUACAUAACCUGAAAGUGCGCUUCACUGAUUCCAAACUCAUCUACACAUACUGCGGUAUCGUCCUAGUGGCCAUAAACCCAUAUGAGACGCUGCCCAUUUAUGGAGCCGACAUCAUUAAUGCGUACAGCGGGCAGAAUAUGGGCGACAUGGACCCGCACAUCUUUGCGGUGGCAGAGGAGUCUUAUAAACAGAUGGCCAGAGAUGAGAGGAAUCAGUCCAUCAUCGUGAGCGGAGAAUCCGGGGCGGGUAAAACCGUCUCUGCCAAAUAUGCCAUGCGUUACUUUGCCACGGUCAGCGGCUCUGCCAGCGAAGCCAACGUGGAGGAGAAAGUUCUGGCAUCCAACCCCAUCAUGGAGUCUAUAGGUAAUGCCAAGACCACUAGGAAUGACAACAGCAGUCGAUUUGGAAAGUACAUUGAGAUCGGCUUUGAUAAGAAGUAUCAUAUCAUUGGGGCGAACAUGAGGACAUAUCUACUGGAAAAAUCACGAGUUGUAUUUCAGGCGGACGAGGAGAGAAAUUAUCACAUCUUCUAUCAGCUGUGUGCGUCUGCUAACCUGCCAGAGUUUAAAGCUCUUAAACUGAGGACAGCAAAUGAGUUUCACUACACCAAACAGGGCCGGAGCCCGGUGAUAGACGGUGUGGAUGAUGCUAAGGAAAUGUCAACCACCAGGAAUGCCUUCUUAUUGCUAGGUGUGAAUGAGUCCUAUCAGAUGGGCUUGUUUCAGAUUCUGGCGUCAAUUUUGCACUUGGGAAAUGUGGAGGUGAAGGACAGAGACUUGGACAGCAGUAUUAUACCACCAAAUAAUGCUCAUCUGAGCGUAUUUUGUGAAUUGAUGGGCGUGACAUAUCAGGACAUGUCUCACUGGUUGUGUCAUAAGAAGAUAAAGACAACAACUGAGACCUUCAUAAAGCCCAUCCCUAAACUACAGGCCAUAAACGCCCGUGAUGCUCUGGCUAAGCACAUCUACGCCAAACUCUUCAACUGGAUUGUUGACCAUGUGAACAAAGCACUGCAUUCAUCAGUCAAACAGCACUCAUUUAUCGGAGUCCUGGACAUUUACGGCUUUGAAACAUUCGAGAUCAACAGUUUUGAGCAGUUCUGUAUUAAUUAUGCCAAUGAGAAACUACAGCAACAGUUCAACUUGCAUGUGUUUAAACUGGAACAAGAGGAAUACAUGAAAGAACAGAUUCCCUGGACUCUCAUUGAUUUCUAUGAUAAUCAGCCCUGUAUUAACCUCAUCGAAGCCAAGAUGGGCAUCCUGGACCUUCUGGACGAAGAAUGCAAGAUGCCGAAAGGUUCGGAUGACUCCUGGGCUCAGAAGCUGUAUAACACUCAUCUGAAGACGUGUGAACUUUUUGAAAAGCCGAGGAUGUCUAAUAAAGCUUUCAUUAUUCAGCACUUUGCAGAUAAGGUGGAGUAUCAAUGUGAUGGUUUUCUGGAAAAGAAUAAAGAUACGGUGAACGAAGAGCAGAUCAACGUCCUGAAGGCCAGUAAGUUUGACCUGCUGGUGGAGCUGUUUCAGGAUGUGGAGAAAGCCACGAGUCCGACAGGUGCUGCUCCUGCCCCUGGAGGGCGCACUCGUCUCAGUGUCAAACCAGUCAAGAGCAAAGCUGGUCAAUCCAGCAAAGAGCACAAGAAGACCGUCGGACUGCAGUUCCGGAAUUCUUUGCAUUUGCUAAUGGAGACGCUGAACGCCACUACACCACAUUAUGUUCGCUGCAUCAAACCCAACGAUCACAAAUAUGCCUUCACGUUUGAUCCUAAGAGGGCCGUACAACAGCUCCGUGCAUGUGGAGUUUUGGAAACCAUCCGGAUCUCUGCUGCUGGUUUCCCAUCUAGGUGGACGUAUCAGGAGUUCUUCAGCAGGUACCGUGUCUUGAUGAAACAGAAAGAUGUUUUGACAGAUAAGAAGAUGACCUGCAAGAAUGUUCUGGAGAAACUUGUGCAGGAUCCAGAUAAGUACCAGUUCGGAAAAACCAAGAUCUUUUUCCGAGCCGGACAGGUCGCGUACCUGGAGAAACUGCGUGCAGAUAAGUUGCGUGCCGCUUGCAUCCGCAUCCAGAAGACCAUCCGCUGCUGGCUGGCGCGUAAGAAGUACCUGCGCAUGAAGAGCGCCGCCACAACCAUCCAGAGAUUCGUCCGUGGAUACCAGGCCCGCUGCCUGGCCAAAUUCCUGCGUCGCACACGGGCAGCGAUCGUCAUCCAGAAGUAUCAGCGCAUGUAUGUACAGAGGACGUCCUACAAACGCAAACAGGCCGCAGCUUUGGUCAUGCAGUGCAUACUCAGAGCAUACAUGGCACGACAGCUUUACAAAGCGCUUCUGCGUGAGCACAAGGCCAUCAUCAUUCAGAAGAUGGUACGCGGCUGGUUGGCGCGUCAGUGGUACAAGCGGUCGCUCCGAGCCAUCGUGUACCUGCAGUGCUGCAUCCGGCGCAUGCGAGCCAAACGCGAGCUCAAGAAACUCAAGAUCGAGGCCAGAUCGGUCGAACACUUCAAGAAGCUCAACAUCGGUAUGGAGAACAAAAUCAUGCAACUGCAGCGGAAGAUAGACGAACAGCACAAAGAGAACCGUGCUGUCAGCGAGCGUUUGAACGGUCUGGAGAUCAGUCAUGCUGCAGAGUCCGAGCGUAUGCGGGGAGAGCUCACGCGUCUGCGAGGGGCAGAAGAGGAGGCUAAAAACAAUGCCAACCGCAUCACAUCACUCCUGGAGGAGCUGGAGCGUCUGCGUAAAGACCUACAGAACACACAGAAGGAGAAGAAGACCAUCGAGGACUGGGCACAAAAAUACCAGGAUGAGAUGGAGCAGAUGAUCUCCGAACUGAAAGAGCAGAACCACCUGCUGAAGAACGAGAAAGACGACCUGAACCGACUGAUCCAGGAACAGAGUCAGCAGUGGACGGAAAAAAUGCAGAGGGCUCUAAAGGAGGAAACCCAGCAGUUAGAAAGCGAUUUAAACGAGGAACGCUCUCGAUAUCAGAACCUGCUUUCAGAGCACCUCCGACUGGAGGAGAAAUACGACGAUUUGAAAGAGGAGAUAAGCCUGGCAGUGAACAUUCCCAAACCCGGACACAGACGUACAGACUCCACACACAGCAGCAACGAAUCCGAAUGCACAUACUCCGAGUUUGCCGAAUCAGAGGAGGGGUCUCGCGGAGGAGAGGAUGUUUCCAAAGGGAUCCUGGAUAUGUCUCUGUUCCUGAAGCUGCAGAAGAGAGUGUCCGAACUAGAGCAAGAGAAACAGUCACUGCAAAACGAACUCGAUCGCAGAGAGGAACAGUUUCAACGGGCUAGAGCCAGGGAUGAUGAGGAACACAAGAAAGCUCGCAGCGCUGAACUGGAGUAUGAAUCUCUCAAGCGUCAGGAGCUGGAGUCUGAGAAUAAGAAGUUGAAACACAAUCUAAAUCAGAUGCGUCAGUCUCUAAGAGGCGGCACUGAGGCCGGAUCCGCCGCUCCCGGUUCGCCUGCGUACGUGGUUCUACUGGACCAGCUGAACGCCUCCAAUGAGGAGCUGGAGGUGCGUAAGGAGGAGGUGCUCAUCCUGCGAUCUCAACUCGUCAGUCAGAAAGAGGCCAUGCAGCAUAAGGCGACCAUGACUGAACCUUUGCCCUACAUUGAGGAUGUGCAGAAGUUAACUGAUGCCAAGGAGAUCUCGCAGGCGUACAUGGGCCUGAAAGAUACCAACAGAUCACCCAGGUUUGCGCGCAGGCCGACUGAAGUAAAUGAGCUUGUGAACAGGUUGAGAUCUCCCUUCCCUGACUACCAUAAGAUGAAUGAGGAUGGGGAACUAUGGCUGGUAUAUGAAGGGUUAAAGGAAACAAACAGGUUGUUGGAGUCUCAGCUGCAGGCACAGCGUCGGUCUCAUGAGAACGAGGUGGAGGUUUUGCGUGGAGAGCUCCAGAGUGUUAAAGAGGAGAAUAAUCGCCAACAGCAGCUCUUGGCUCAGAACCUUCAGCUUCCUCCAGAGGCCAGAAUCGAGGCCAGUCUGCAACACGAGAUCACACGUCUCACCAACGAAAACCUGGAGCUUCACUCGGAUGACCCAAAGGAAUAUAAAGCCUACAGAUUCAGCAUGUUACGCAGGAUGGUUGACCUCAUGGAGCAGCUGGAGAAACAGGACAAGACGGUUCGCAAACUAAAGAAACAACUCAAAGUCUUUGCCAAAAAGAUCAAUGACCUUGAAGGUGGUCAGAUGGACGUGUCUCCAGGACAGACGACUGACGAGCCCGUUCAUCCGGUGAAUAUUCCACGCAGAGAGAAAGAUUUCCAGGGAAUGCUCGAGUACAAGAAAGAAGAUGAGCUCAAGCUGGUCAAAAAUCUCAUACUAGAGCUAAAGCCUCGUGGUGUGGCGGUGAAUCUGAUACCGGGUUUGCCCGCAUACAUUCUCUUCAUGUGUCUGCGUCACGCUGACUACGUCAAUGAUGACCAGAAAGUGCGAUCGCUACUCACCUCCGUCAUUAACAGCAUCAAGAAAAUCCUCAAGAAACGAGGUGAUGACUUUGAGACGGUUUCUUUCUGGUUGUCUAACACGUGUCGGUUCUUGCACUGCCUAAAACAAUACAGCGGAGAUGAGCAAUUCAUGAAACAUAACACCUCCAAACAGAACGACCACUGUCUCUCCAACUUUGACUUGGCCGAGUACCGACAGGUCCUCAGCGACCUGGCCAUUCAGAUCUACCAGCAGCUCAUCAAGUGUAUGGAGAACAUCCUACAGCCCAUGAUCGUCUCCGGCAUGCUGGAACACGAAACCAUUCAGGGCGUGUCGGGGGUCAAGCCCACAGGUCUCCGUAAAAGGACGUCCAGCAUCGCCGAUGAGGGAACGUACACGUUGGACUCCAUCAUCCGCCAGCUCAACACCUUUCACUCCAUCAUGUGCCAGCACGGGACAGACCCAGAGCUUAUAAAACAAGUGGUCAAACAGCAGUUUUACAUCAUCGGUGCCGUCACGCUUAACAACCUGCUGCUGCGUAAAGACAUGUGCUCCUGGAGCAAGGGCAUGCAGAUCAGGUAUAAUGUGAGUCAGUUGGAGGAGUGGUUGAGGGAUAAGAACCUCAUGGUAUGCGGUGCUAAAGAAACACUGGAGCCGUUGAUUCAGGCCGCACAACUGCUUCAGGUUAAGAAGAAAACUGAUGAAGAUGCCGAAGCCAUUUGCUCGAUGUGUAACGCUCUCUCUACAGCACAGAUCGUGAAGGUGCUGAACUUGUACACACCUGUCAAUGCGUUUGAAGAGCGUGUGUCGGCACUGUUCAUAAGGACUAUACAGACACGUUUACGAGAUCGGAAGGAGUCACCUCAGCUGCUGAUGGACACCAAAAUCAUCUACCCCGUGACCUUUCCUUUUAACCCAUCCUCUCUGGCACUGGAAACCAUUCAAAUCCCCAGCAGCCUCAAUCUGGGCUUCCUUUCUCGUGUGUAGAGUCACCUCAUCUCAGCCAAUCACAUGGCAGGAACUACAUUUUAAAAUAUAUAUAUAUAAAGUAAAUAAUUGUAAGUAAAUAAACCACAUACAUAUGCAGAAAUGCAGUUCAGACCUUUUCACCAAUCUCACAAAAUAGGAAAAUUCAAAUACGAAAAGGCCUAGUUUUGUUUGAUUGAACUUUGGGAUAUUGUUAGCAUUACAUUUAUUAACCCCUCCUAAAUUCUUAUUUAAAAUAUUCCAAUUUAAUUAAAUUCGAAUUGUUAUGAAUAAGGGAGAUGUUUAUGAUGAGAGGUACAUACAUAAAGGUAGCAGUUGCAUUGCUUUUAAUUUAUGAUGAGAAACCUUCAAAUAAUGUAAUAAUUUUAACUGUAAAAACUGAAAUCAGAAACGCAAUUGACAAAAAAGUAACUCAAUAGCAAAUCUAAAUGCGUCACAGUAAUAACAAUAAUGAAGAAAAUGUCCUUUCAUGAAAAAAUUUCACAGUGCAUACAACAUCUUAAUAUUGAAAUUAAUUUCUAUAGGAUUUUUUUCAUAAUUUUGCACUUUUGCAAAGCAGCUUUACAGAAGAUUUGUUUCUACAGUAUAAUAUUCAUGGAUGGUGUUUUUGUGAGAUUAAUCCUAAAAGGUUUGAUUCUUUAGGGAUGUUUUAUGGCCAUAAAACCAUACACAAAGUUUGCCAAAAAGUCAGAAACACACAAAUGCCUGUUUGCUGUCAAUGUCACAACCAGAGCAUUGUUGCAGGGCUGUAUAAUGUUAUACAUAUAUAAAUAUCCAUGAAUAUGUAUGAUGUUAGGAUAUUUUAUUUAUUGCUUUGCCCAGUCAGAUAUUUUUUCUCUUGAAUGCUAUAGCCAACAUAGAUAUCCAGUCACAGAACGUGUCCUCGACGCAUAUCUUUAUCAGAUAGUUCAUAAUAACAAGGCCUUUUAGCUCUGCUGACUUCAUUAAUGUGCGUAGAUGUUUAUUUGUUAGUAUUGUAUUUUGUAAUGUUGAUUAGCUAUAAAAUAGUCACGUCUGAAACUUCGCAUCCACGCACUGAGCUUUUCUUCUUCUUCAUGAGCUUCCUCCUCAUCCUCAACAUUAUAUUAUUUUUAAUAAGAUACUAGAGUCCUGACCCUGGUGGGUGGGAUAAACUAUUAUUAACUAACACUGUAAACUAUCCCUACACUAUAGUAUAGUGAGGCUAGAGAUGAUUGAGUCCUUCACCAUGCCUUUAGAUGAAUCUCAUGAAGACACUUAUUAUAUAUGACCCAGAUGUUUCUCGACAGUUUUCAUGAUGUUCACCGCGUUGUCUUUUAUGCACAAAGACUAUAAAGACACCGCAAAGCACUGACUAUUAUUAACAAGACUGGAAGAUGUCAAGUCUGCUGUUAUUUAUUUCAGUAUUAUAUGAUUUUAACAAUUACAAACAUCUGUUACUUUCACAGCAUGUGCUGUUAUAUGGUUUAUUUAAUGUGAUAUCUAUCUUUUGUGUUCUUGUCAGUAUUAUCUUGAAUGUUUCACACAGUUUUUGUUGAUAGCAGUUUAUUUUGAUUUUUACAUUAACUCUUGUUACAGCAGUCACGUUAUAACACCCAUACCAUAGUUAUUGGUUAUUAUUCAUCUGAUCAUGUCACGCUAUUACACACACACACACAAUUAUAUCUGUCUCAACUGCUUUUAUGGUUGUUGACAUGCAAUACAAGUACUGUAGAGAUGAGACUGUGCAUUACACUGCAAAAAAGUAUCUUUGUCUUGUUUUCCAGUACAAUAUCUUUAAGCUAAAUAUAUUAAUUGAAAAGCAAAUGUAUGCAUAAUAACUUCAUUGGCAAAAGAUUUUAGUAAUUUUCAAGUAAAUCUAACAAAAUUUAUUGAGGUUAAAACAAACAAACAAAAAUGUCCUGAU
Messenger RNA from Misgurnus anguillicaudatus (oriental weatherfish), 7815 nucleotides. RefSeq names its product myosin VAa (gene myo5aa). Gene Ontology annotation, biological process: actin filament organization. Gene Ontology annotation, cellular component: actin cytoskeleton; cytoplasm; myosin complex. Lineage: Eukaryota; Metazoa; Chordata; Actinopteri; Cypriniformes; Cobitidae. Gene Ontology annotation, molecular function: actin filament binding; microfilament motor activity; ATP binding. The record is from RefSeq and is a predicted model, not a curated record.